Molecule: messenger RNA, 2166 nt
Organism: Penicillium griseofulvum
Lineage: Eukaryota; Fungi; Ascomycota; Eurotiomycetes; Eurotiales; Aspergillaceae
Exons: 1
Coding region: 1-2166 (721 amino acids)
Biological process (GO): peroxisome inheritance
Cellular component (GO): extrinsic component of intraperoxisomal membrane
Source: RefSeq, a predicted model, not a curated record
AUGCCUGAGUCUCCAAGUGAGCUAGGUCAGAUACAAUCCCUCCGCCGUUCUCUCACCCUUCCCACCAAGUUAAAUCCACUGGCGCAACGUCGUUUGAGCGUGCCGAAUACCCCCGAACAUGUAAUUUUUUAUCACCCAUCUGCGAAGAUUGUGCAUUUCUCCCCAAGAGCGCUCGCCCCUAUUCCUUCCAGUUCUGCGCCGUCCGACUUUGACUACCCGGUUGACACCAUCGAAACACUCCCUUGGCGCUCUGCGACUGAAAGAACGGUCGCAACCGCACCACUGAGGCUCGAGAAGGUCCACGGCUCAACAGCAUUUCUGAAAUGUGGAAAUGUGGUCCAUGCGAUCCUGAAAAACUCCCAGUGUUGGUGCGUUGAUGGGGUCUCGAAAUUUGUUUUACGAAUUCGCCCUCUUACAUACUAUCGCAUCGAAUUACCAUACGAGACGGAAGACGAACAGAAUUUGGUGCGCGAUUUAAAGAUCGCGUUACCAACAGUACUUCGGUAUGAGGUCACGCCAUGUCCUUUCAAACGCGCCUUCAGUGUGGAGCUCCCGAACGAUGUGAUGGCACCUCGGCGCAAAAAGGCCUGGCAACCUAAAGACCGGAGAGACAGGGUACCGACUGUUCUAGAACAUCCGCAAGAGACACCGUCACCCUCCUCAAUCAAAUCGGAUUGGGUCGAUUCCGCAAGCACUGGAGAUGACACGGACGGAAACCUAACAGAUGAUAGUUGUUUCACUUCAAACAAAGCGAACAGUACAAUCUUAGGGACAAUUCCUGACCACCGAGAAUCCUCUCCUGUUGAGUCUUUGAGUCCUUCCCCAUAUAUUGGCCCUCCUAGACGAUCGGUGACCGAAAUACCACAAAAUUUCACUAGCCUUCUUGCAAAAUUUGAGGCUACCACAGUCGCGGAGAAUAACCAUGACUCUGAACCCGCGCCCAAGCCAGAGUCUGCACCCAAUACAGAUGCUGCAUUUUCAAUUGAUCAGGGCCUCAACGUUACAGAGCAACUCGAACCUGAGAUUUUAGCCGAUGGUGGAGUUGGAGCCGUAUCAGACGCUCAAGUUAAAGCCGAAGCGCAGCUCGAAACCAAGCCUGUAUCUGGGCUAGAAGCUAUAUCGCCAACCGAACCUUCUAGCAAAGCUGCGGUUGGAGCGAAACCUGUCAUUAUAAUCGAGACUGACACAGCGUUGGCGGCUGAAAUUUCAGAGGAAGCUAUAUCUCGUGCUGAACCUACCAGUGCAGUUGACGCCGAGGCAGUAGUGGAAGGGAAUUCAACGGAUGUUGAAGAAGCUCAACCCGUUCAGCCCACUGCCGAGCCCACACUAGACGUUGACCAUGAUGCGUCCUUUGCAUCUAGCCCGGAGUCAUUCCAUUCUGCUGAGCCUCAAUCGCCAGAUUCGGUCUCUACCCAUCCUACAUCUGUGGGAGGCCAUGAGCUGUCAGAGCCAGUCGAGAUGUUGGAUCUUUCGAGCACAAACCAUAUCAUUUCUGGAUUGGAACCACCACCAGCGGGUGCUUGUAAGACGUCAAAGCUCCCAACACUCAAUAUUCCCCAAAGCGACAACAUCCGAAGCCCGACCAGCGUGCCUACCCCUCCAUUAAUGCAUAGUACAAGUUUGGACAAUCUGCCGCGCCGCUUCGCAGAUGCGUUCUCGGACACCUCGCCCUCAAUGGCCCCUACAAGCAACGUGAAUCCACCCAGUCAUUUUGCCAGUGCAUCUUCAGACGCUCCAAUGCGCACGCAUAUUCAUGCCCAGACCAGUGCAUUGAAUACUGAUUUCGACCACAUGACUGCCGAGUUCCGGCGUCGGGCAAAAGCCACAAGGGAGCGUGACGUUUCUCCUAUGCCUCAUGCUUCGGCAUUGUACCAACCAUCUGGUGAUGAUGGCUCAUCCUUCAUUUCGAAGGCUAUCACCCUAGUAUUGAUUCCCCCAGCCUAUCUUUUUGUCAUUCUCCUUCAUAUCGCUGCGCGCAUUGUCAUCAACCCAGCUGUGCAGCCGGUUAUCAGCUCCACAACGAGCGAACCACAUUCUCGUUCCCAGGGAACAAAGAACGAUCCAGUUACCGAAGAUGACUUCAGCUUUCCACUAGAGCCUCAGACUUCUUCGGAAUACGAGGACGCUGAGAUCUACAAGAAACUUGACCCUUGGGAUCUGGAUUAG